AUGUGGGAGUCUUUGAUGACUGAUAAUCAGAUUGUGCUUGUGCCACAAUUGGGUGACCAGAUCUUGAACACCAAGUUGCUGGUUAAGGAGCUCAAGGUUGCUGUGGAGGUAGAGAGAGAAGAAAAUGGGUGGUUUUCGAAGGAGAGCUUGCACAAAGCUAUUAAAAGUGUGAUGGAUAAAGACAGUGAGGUGGGCGUUAUGGUAAAGGAGAACCAUGCGAAAUGGGUGGAAACGUUAUCAAGUCCUGGGUUUAUGAGUGGCUAUAUUGAUAGGUUUGUUCAGAAGCUGAAAGAGCUUGUAAAUUAA
This is a messenger RNA of Prunus armeniaca (apricot), 306 nucleotides long. The record is from the annotation of a GenBank genome assembly. NCBI's taxonomy places the organism in Eukaryota, Viridiplantae, Streptophyta, Magnoliopsida, Rosales, Rosaceae.